Molecule: messenger RNA, 3827 nt
Organism: Myotis brandtii (Brandt's bat)
Lineage: Eukaryota; Metazoa; Chordata; Mammalia; Chiroptera; Vespertilionidae
Gene: SLC7A1
Product: solute carrier family 7 (cationic amino acid transporter, y+ system), member 1
Exons: 14
Coding region: 240-2129 (629 amino acids)
Biological process (GO): transmembrane transport; amino acid transport
Cellular component (GO): plasma membrane
Molecular function (GO): amino acid transmembrane transporter activity
Source: RefSeq, a predicted model, not a curated record
AUAAUAGACCUACUGUGGCACGGUGGAGAUGUGACUGUGUUGAUGUCAAUGUCCACUGCCCGGAGUGUGAGUUGGAGCCUGAAGCCCCCAGCUCAUCCCUACUGAAACAUCCUUGCUCCAAGACCCAGGUGAUUGUUGGGUGACAAGGUGACAAGUCCUCGCAUCAUAUUCCAGCUUCUGUGCUUUUUCAGGAUCACCUAGUACUUCCAUCUCAUCAGAAAACAGAUUUGAUCAGCAGAAUGGGAUGCAAGGUGCUAUUCAGCCUUGGUCAGCAGAUGCUGAGGCGGAAGGUGGUGGACUGCAGCCGCGAGGACAGCCGGCUGUCCCGCUGCCUGAACACCUUUGACCUGGUGGCGCUGGGGGUGGGCAGCACGCUGGGGGCCGGCGUGUACGUCCUGGCCGGCGCUGUGGCCCGUGAGAACUCUGGCCCUGCCAUUGUCAUCUCCUUCCUGAUCGCGGCGCUGGCCUCCGUGCUGGCUGGCCUUUGUUACGGCGAGUUUGGUGCUCGUGUCCCCAAGACCGGCUCGGCAUAUCUCUACAGCUAUGUCACCGUUGGGGAGCUCUGGGCCUUCAUCACAGGGUGGAACCUCAUCCUCUCCUACAUCAUCGGUACUUCAAGUGUGGCAAGAGCCUGGAGUGCAACGUUUGAUGAGCUGAUUGGCAAACCCAUUGGGGAGUUCUCUCGGACAUACAUGUCUCUGAACGCCCCUGGAGUGCUGGCCACAAACCCAGACAUCUUUGCUGUGAUCAUAAUUCUCAUCUUAACAGGACUUUUAACUGUUGGUGUGAAAGAGUCAGCUAUGGUCAACAAAAUAUUCACUUGUGUCAACGUUCUGGUCCUGGGCUUCAUCGUGGUGUCAGGCUUUGUGAAAGGAUCGCUUAAAAACUGGCAGUUCACGGAGGAGUAUUUGCACAACAACUCUGGUCUCCUGUGCUCCAACAAUGAGACGAAAGAAGGGAAUCCCGGUAUCGGUGGGUUCAUGCCCUUCGGGUUCUCCGGUGUCCUGUCAGGAGCAGCCACCUGCUUCUAUGCCUUCGUGGGCUUUGACUGCAUCGCCACCACAGGUGAAGAAGUCAAGAACCCCCAGAAGGCCAUCCCCGUGGGCAUCGUCGCCUCCCUCCUGAUCUGCUUCAUCGCCUAUUUUGGGGUGUCGGCUGCCCUCACACUCAUGAUGCCAUACUUCUGCCUGGACAAGGAUAGCCCCCUGCCUGAGGCCUUCAAGCACGUGGGCUGGGAUAGCGCCAAGUAUGCGGUGGCCAUUGGCUCCCUCUGUGCUUUGUCUACUAGCCUUUUGGGUUCCAUGUUUCCCAUGCCUCGAGUUAUCUAUGCCAUGGCUGAAGAUGGACUGCUAUUUAAAUUUUUGGCCAAAAUCAACAAUAGGACCAAAACACCAGUCAUCGCCACGUUAACCUCAGGUGCCAUCGCUGCUGUGAUGGCCUUCCUCUUUGAUCUGAAGGACUUGGUGGAUCUCAUGUCCAUCGGCACUCUCCUGGCUUACUCUUUGGUGGCUGCCUGUGUGUUGGUCUUACGGUAUCAGCCAGAGCAACCUAACAUGGUAUACCAGAUGGCCAGAACUACCGAUGACCUGGAUCAAGUAGACCAGAAUGAACUGGUGAGCACCAGCGAUUCCCAGACAGGCUUUUUACCAGAAGCAGAAAAGUUUUCUUUGAAAACAUUACUUUCACCCCCAAACAUGGAGCCCUCCAGAUUCUCUGGGCUAAUCGUGAACAUUUCAACCAGCCUCAUAGCAAUUCUUAUCAUCAUCUUCUGCAUCGUGACCGUGCUUGGAAAGAAGGCUCUGACAAACGUGGAGUUGUGGGCCAUCUUCAUGCUCAUUGUCUCUGCCGUCCUCUGCUCAGUAGUCACGGUCAUCAUCUGGAGGCAGCCUGAGAGCAAAACCAAGCUCUCGUUUAAGGUGCCCUUCCUGCCAGUCCUUCCCGUCCUGAGCAUCUUCGUGAAUGUCUAUCUCAUGAUGCAGCUGGACCAAGGCACCUGGGUCCGGUUUGCGGUGUGGAUGUUGAUAGGCUUUGCCAUCUACUUUGGCUAUGGGCUGUGGCACAGCGAGGAGGCAUCCCUGGUCGCUAAACAAGCAAAGACUGCUGAUGGCAAUUUGGACCACUGCAAAUGACGCACAGCCUCAUCCACCGGAGGUGACAGCAGCCUUGAGGGAUGCCCACAGAGCACCCAGAAGCACCUUGUUGUCUCCACCAAUGCAACAGGACCCACCCACAACCACAAGGCUCCUGAGCAGCAGAAGGUGCACUGCCUGGACUGCAGCCUCAGCCCACAUCUCGAAGGGCCUGCCCGUCUUGCUCUAGGGCAGGCUCACCAGGCCGGUUACUUUUGACAGCUCCCUUCCAGGGCCACUUGGCUGUGGCUGGCCACUGCAUCUCCUAACUUCCCUCUGAACGAAGAAAGCAGCUCCUCCUGCCGUGCUGCUGUGGCCCCAGGCAGGAUGGAGAUCUCCUUCUCGUUACUGGGCAGCCAGGGCUAUGUCCCCAGGCACCGUUCUGGUAUUGAAAAUGCGGCUACUCCCGACUCAUAGUAGCCAUCUCCCCGCUCAGCCUGGAACAGCCGGCCAUCAGUACAAGAUGAGUACCACAAAACAGUAUGCCUCCACAGGCCCGCCCCUGAGCCAAAGGACAGCUUGCUUCAAAAGAAAAAACAAAGACUGGUUUUCUUUUCCUGCCCCUGCCCUCUGAGUUGUUUCCAGAAGGGGUCUUAGUGUGACCCCUUCUCCACUCUGCCACCUUGACAGAGCAGGAAGACAGAGUGGGAAGGAGGCAGGGCUGGGGGCCAGCUGCACUCCAGAACGCGUAUGCAAGGGGGACCUCCUUCAGCCACAUUCCCGCCGGGCCCAGCCUGUUCUUGCUGCUCUGGCAUCUCAUUGCUGCUGUGUCCUGAGCAACUGGAACGUGACACUGUUUAUGGAGGAUCGGCCUCAAAUUAGCAGCGCUCAAAACACCCUUUUCCGUGGGUCUCUGCCGUUCACUGAACCCUGUCCUCUGAUGCUUGCGUGUCAGUGUUUGGGGUCUUGUAAGGUUCCCAGGAGAGGUGUCCGCUUGUUCUGAGGUGAUGGUGACCGUUCCUCCCCACACUUGUGGCCCCUGCCACGAUCUCGUUGGCCCUUCUCUCAAGUGUAAUCAAAGUGAGUCCUCCUGUUAGUUUCUGUGAAUCACUCCACCAAACAAGCUGGUGCUUAACAUUAACUUGGAAAAUGGCCAAAUGAUUAGCCUGUGCCAUCAGUGUAUUGUUCAGAGUGUGGGGCCCGCACACUCGACAGUUGGGGUAUAUUGCUGUCCCUCUGUCCAAAUGCCCUGGGUUUGUUUAGAGGUUUGUAACCCGGCCCAACCCCCUGCUCCAUACGUCUCCACAAUGAGCUGCUCUCUGCGGCACUCACAGGCCGAAGCUGGAGAAAACAAACACCAGUCCCAUCGUCCUCGUCAGAGUGUAGUCCGGGAGACAGGAGGCCCUUGUUGACAGAGGUAGAGGGAGACAGACAUUUCACACAAUACGGAACAUGUAAAUGCUGCUUUCAAAGCUUAUUUUCCCAUUUCUUCCCCCCUGGCCUUUGGCACAAAUCUGGUAGAAGCUGGUAAGUUGACAGCGCUUGUCUUUUGUCCUGCCCAGAAGACUCUUGGAGAAAAGUUUGAGUUUGUCAAACAGCCAGACGGCUAGGCUGGCCUCUGGAGGACGGCUGGGCAGUCAGCCCACCGGGGCAGGGCCCUUGGUCAGGCCCCAGGUGGAUUUCCAAAGAAAGGUAUUUAAAUUUAUGUAGAUUGGUGCUGUAAACUAUUUUGAUAAAUAUUAACUUAUUUUGUUUGGG